Ceratotherium simum simum (southern white rhinoceros) is the source of this 985-nucleotide messenger RNA. RefSeq names its product lens epithelial protein (gene LENEP). Gene Ontology annotation, biological process: multicellular organism development. Lineage: Eukaryota; Metazoa; Chordata; Mammalia; Perissodactyla; Rhinocerotidae. The record is from RefSeq and is a predicted model, not a curated record.
CAGGCUGGAAAGGAACUCUCAUUGAUGAUUCUGAAUGCCAGCCUCGGCAGGAGCCCACCAGAGGGCAGGAGCAGGGAGUUGUGCCAACCACUGAGGGAAAGACAAGGCACCUGAGGUUUCGAGGCCCAGGCUGGCAAAAGGGAAGCUGAGCUGGCCUGGCUGUGGAGGAUGAAAGAUGGAGUGGCCAGGCCCUCCUACUAACCCCACCCCUCCAUCCCUGUGCAUAGGGGCUGACUCAGCCCAUUCUCAGGCCCAGAAUCUUCCCUGUGGUAGACCCAGGGGCCUUUGUCCCUGUAGUCAUGAGGUCUGAGGGGGGUGGGGACAAUGUUGAUAAAAGGCACGAGAAGCGGAUUCCAUACUCUUCUCCAGAGCUGCUGCCCAGAUGCAGCCCCGGACACAGCCCCUAGCCCAGGCCCUACCCUUCUCCCUCGGAGGGGCGCUUCGAGACACUGGGCUCCGGGUGCCCGUCAUGAAGAUGAACAUAGGGUGGGAGGGCCUGCGGCAGACCCUGAAGGAAGUCGCCUACAUCCUCCUCUGCUGCUGGUGUAUCAAGGAGCUGCUGGAUUAAUGGCGGCAGGGAACUCCCUCCUCCCCACCCGCAACAUGGCUGUCUUCUCUCAGUGCCCAGCCCAACCCCACCAAGACUCCUGCAGCCAGCUGUGCUUGACAAAGGAUGGGCCACAAACACGGACUGAAGUGUGGAUCCUGCUUUGAGUUUGUGCCAUCUGUCAGAUCAGCUUCGUCUCUGGGCCUCCAUUCCCAGCCUCCACCUCUGGCGGCCCUCUGGUGUGCAAGAGCUUGAUCUGCUGGCUAGGACCCCAAUAAGACUGCAGCAGGAUCUAGCACUCCUCCAAGCCUGGCACAGUGAGCCCACCAGCCCAGAUGGUUGAUCUUACCAUACCCUCUUAGUGCCAGGAAUGGGCUGCUCCCUAAUAUCUCCAUUUGAGAAUCACUGAACUAUAUAUAUAAUAAAUAGAUCUUAAGG